Phalaenopsis equestris is the source of this 823-nucleotide messenger RNA. RefSeq names its product UDP-N-acetylglucosamine transferase subunit ALG13 homolog. Gene Ontology annotation, biological process: dolichol-linked oligosaccharide biosynthetic process. The transcript is spliced from 4 exons. Gene Ontology annotation, molecular function: hexosyltransferase activity. The record is from RefSeq and is a predicted model, not a curated record. The coding region runs from base 241 to 780 and encodes 179 amino acids. Gene Ontology annotation, cellular component: extrinsic component of endoplasmic reticulum membrane; UDP-N-acetylglucosamine transferase complex. Lineage: Eukaryota; Viridiplantae; Streptophyta; Magnoliopsida; Asparagales; Orchidaceae.
AAAUCACAGUAUUUUCUGCUUCCCCUGCCCGUCCCCUUUCCUGCCCGAAGCUCUCACCGUCGUCGACCUAUCUCCCGCGUCUCCCAUUCUCGCCCAAAAUCACCGGUCCCCUCGCGUUACAGUCGCGAUUAGAGGUAGUCGGAAAGGAAACUACGGGAUCGCGGAGUACAAAGGCCUCCGAAUCGUCCAUCUUUCUCCUCCUUUUACUCCGCUCCUUCCUGAAACCAUUGAAGAAGGAAGAUGACUGGUAGUGUUGUCGAUAGCGAGAAAGAACAGAAGAUGGUUUUCGUAACGGUUGGAACUACUUGUUUUGAUGCUCUUGUCAAGUCCGUCGACUCUCAGCAUGUGAGGAAUGAACUAAAGAAGAGGGGCUAUACUAGCGUUCUCAUACAAAUGGGGAGAGGAUCUUACAUCCCAUCAAAGUCUUGCGGAGAAGAGGAUUGUCUUAUUGUGGAUUAUUUUAAUUUCUCUCCCAGCAUUGCUGAUUACCUGAGAUCUGCCUCUCUUAUUAUCAGCCAUGCAGGAUCUGGAAGCAUAUUUGAGACGCUUCGAUUGAGGAAGCCGCUGAUUGUCGUCGUGAACGAGGAUCUGAUGGACAACCAUCAAAGCGAACUCGCCGAAGAGCUCGCGGAUCGGAAACAUCUCUUCUGUGCCACUCCUCAAACUCUAGGUCAGACCAUUCAAACCAUGGAUUUGGAUUCUCUUCUUCCUUUCCAAUCAGGGGAUGCCAUCCCUGUUAUAAAGCUCAUCAAUAAGUUCCUUGGUUUCCCUGCUGAAUGAUCAAAAUUCUAUAAAUACUUGAACAUUUAUAUAUUUAUGCAAA